AAAGUAAAAAUGUUUUUUUGCUUUUUCACAAAACAGAUAUUCAGUUAGCUAAUUUGUAAAUAGUUUCAAACAUUGUUUACUGGCACUCAGCCUUUAUGACCAGGAAACUGAAGCAGUCGGUACAAAUAUCUGGAAUAUUUGUCACAUGGCUAUAUUUCCCGGCUGUUGAACGACCAGGGAUCAUUUGAACUCUGAAAUGCAACUUCAGAUAUGCCUCUGUGGAAGGAGGCAUAUCUUCUUAGCGUCACUCGGGGUAGUAACUCCUCCUGAAAUAGAAACGAUGAACAAAGUGAUUAAUGAUUGAAGUAUUCAACUGCACCGAUGACAUAACAUCAAAAGCCACAGGCGUCCAGCUGGGUUUCCCCUCACACGCCUCUGUGUCUAAAGUCCACACCUGGCUUUUAUUCUGCUCAGUCAGCCGUUCUUUUAAGAUAGAAUGAUAAUAUCUAAGGUAUCUGUUCCAAGAGUGGAAACAUGUUCCCCCAGAUAUCUGUCAAAAAACUUCACAAUCGUUUGUGAAUGCACGGCGAAGACAUGGUGCAUUUAAGUGGCACUUUUAUCUUUUGGCCUUGGUCACUUGGCCUUGAACAUUGUUUACAUAUGACAUCACGAGGAGGAGGAAAAAAAACGCUGUGUCAAAUAAUUAUAGUAAUCUUUUUUUUUUCUCUUUGAUUUCUCCCAGGGCCUUCAUUGUAAGACCAAGCCAGACUCUCUGUUCCCUCCUCCGUGCCAGGCAGAGUCUGAAGGUCUCAACGUGUCCUCCGUCUUCCACAACAUCAGCCUGUCCACAGUCAUGAGCUGUGAGGGCAAACAGAAGUGCUCUCUACACCUCAGGGUCAAAACUGUGCUCCAGCUUCACGAGUCCGUCCAGGGUGUGUCCAUCUGCACGUCCACCGUGGGGAUGAUCAGGACCUGUCAGAUCUACAGCUUCAGGAGAUCGUCACGAAAGAGGCUGAUCGGGACGCAGGUCGAAGUUGAAAACGACUGCACUUUGGUUUCUCCAAACCAACAAGUGCAGGUGACGGUGAAGACCGUGCCCAGCUUCUGUGGCGUCACCUGGACCAGCACCUACAGAGCUCCAGAAUGCAUCAACGAAGACUUGAGGAGACAUGUCCCAGAAUGCAUCACUGGCAGGUUAUCGUACGUCGAUGACCGAGAGGAGAAGCAGCUGAGGGUCAGUGUCUCCGAGAUGCUGGAAGACCACGACUACCACCUGCGUCUGUGCUCCAAGGACUUCAUCUGUUACGGCACCGGAGCAAGUGCUCUGGUUAGUACUGUUUUAGAAAACUGUGAUCAGAUCACACUCAUAUAUAUUUGUUAACAAAUGUAAUAUAAU
Messenger RNA from Cynoglossus semilaevis (tongue sole), 1336 nucleotides. It is a transcript of the gene il17rel, whose product is annotated as interleukin 17 receptor E-like. The record is from RefSeq and is a predicted model, not a curated record. Bases 794 to 1321 code for a protein of 175 amino acids. Lineage: Eukaryota; Metazoa; Chordata; Actinopteri; Pleuronectiformes; Cynoglossidae. Gene Ontology annotation, molecular function: interleukin-17 receptor activity. The transcript is spliced from 6 exons.